CGAGCGCCCUCGCGCGGCGGCCGUCUGCUAGCCGCCGCGACGCGGAGCAUCUCAUCGCCGCCGAAGAUCCGCAGCGUCGCUGACGCUGCGUCCCACGGGCUAGGCGGCCCGCCGCCGGCGAAGCAAAGGAUGGAUCUUGCGUCGACCCCGAAUGUGCUGAUCACGUCCUCGGGCCUGAACAGUGCCCAAGCCAUUCGCGACCUGACCGCCGCGGUGUACGAUGCCGGCGGCUCGAUCGCGGCGAGCAAGAAGGUUGUGCUGGGCUCUCACUACUCCUUGCUAAUGGCGCUGUGGCUGCCCGAGGCGACGCCGGCGUCGGCCGCCGCCACGCUCUCCAAGACGCUGGAGGCUCACGUCGCCGGGGGCGCGUCGCUCUCGGUCGUGCCGCUCGAGAGCGCGGGCGGCGGGGCGGAGGACGCCACCGUGACGAGGCGGCUGAAGAUCGAGUGCCCUCAGAAGCCGGGCAUCGUGCUGACCGUCACGCAGCUGCUGCAGGAUCACGGCGCGGUGACAUCUCAGAUGGAGGCGGGCACCAGCGCCCGGGAGGGGGCGAUCUGGUUCGAGAUCGAGUGCCUCGUCGAGCUGCCCGAGAGCGUGGUUGAGGAGGUCGGCGCACAGCUCGCGUUUUGGUCGGACGGCGCCGGCGCGAAGCUGCUGUUUGACGCAUCGCCCUUCCGGGCGCCGCUCGAGGCGGCCUGACAACGGCGCGCCGCGCCGCUUACCGUGCGAUGUUUGCGCUGUGUACUCCUUAGCGGCCGAGUACUCCUUCGUGCUCCCGCCUCGCUCGCUACUGUUCUCGCCGCGUCUCGCAUGUCUCGCAUAGUACCGGAGCUUGCAUGCGAAUGCGGCACAUGCAGCUCGCAAUCCGCUGUUCUCUAUCUCUGGUCGCGUUUUUGUGUGCAGCCCCCCCGUCAGCGGUCAGGGAAGGGUUGUCGAACACGCGAAGAUCGAAGUGUCGUGUGAGCGUAUUCUCACGUUCCAUCCGACUC
This is a messenger RNA of Emiliania huxleyi CCMP1516, 989 nucleotides long. RefSeq lists its product as hypothetical. NCBI's taxonomy places the organism in Eukaryota, Haptophyta, Isochrysidales, Noelaerhabdaceae. The transcript has a single exon. The record is from RefSeq and is a predicted model, not a curated record. The coding region runs from base 130 to 699 and encodes 189 amino acids.